Molecule: messenger RNA, 1185 nt
Organism: Macadamia integrifolia
Lineage: Eukaryota; Viridiplantae; Streptophyta; Magnoliopsida; Proteales; Proteaceae
Product: xyloglucan endotransglucosylase/hydrolase protein 9-like
Exons: 3
Coding region: 78-971 (297 amino acids)
Biological process (GO): xyloglucan metabolic process; cell wall biogenesis
Cellular component (GO): cell wall; apoplast
Molecular function (GO): hydrolase activity, hydrolyzing O-glycosyl compounds; xyloglucan:xyloglucosyl transferase activity
Source: RefSeq, a predicted model, not a curated record
UCCGACGAAGAAUUCUCAGAAGCUUUAGAGCUGAAGGGAUUCAAAUAAGAAAUACCCAACUCAGCUACUGAACUGCAAUGGCGGUUUCGUCUUCAUCUUAUUCUUCUUCGAUGAUCACGUUCUUGUUUUUCAGUUUUUCUGUUAUCGUUUUGGUUGGGUUAGUGACUGCUUCCAAGUUCGAUGAGCUCUUCCAGCCGAGCUGGGCACUCGACCAUUUCGUUUACCAAGGAGAACAGCUUCAGCUUAAGCUUGAUAAUUAUUCUGGUGCUGGAUUUGCUUCGAAGAGCAAGUAUAUGUUUGGGAAAACAACAAUACAGAUCAAACUCGUUGAAGGAGACUCUGCAGGAACUGUAACUGCAUUUUACAUGUCAUCAGAUGGUCCAAAUCACAACGAAUUCGACUUUGAGUUUCUGGGGAACACAACCGGCGAGCCUUAUCUAGUUCAGACGAACAUAUACGUGAACGGAGUGGGUAACAGAGAGCAGCGUUUGAACCUCUGGUUCGAUCCCACCAAAGAUUUCCACUCUUACUCACUCCUCUGGAACCAACGCCAAGUGGUGUUCUUGGUGGACGAGACACCGAUACGUGCGUUCACAAACAAAGAGAAACAAGGAAUAGCGUUCCCAAAAGACCAAGCCAUGGGUGUCUACAGUUCCAUAUGGAACGCCGACGAUUGGGCUACACAGGGAGGAAGGGUUAAAACUGACUGGACCCAUGCCCCCUUCGUGGCUUCCUACCAGGGCUUCGACAUCAACGCCUGCGAGUGCCCCGUCGCUGUAGCUGCCGACGAGAAUGCGAAGAGGUGUAGUGCGAGUGAUAAGGGUUACUGGUGGGAUCAUCCUGUGAUGUCAGAACUGAGUCUUCAUCAAAGCCAUCAAUUGAUGUGGGUCAGGGCUAAUCAUCUUGUCUACGAUUAUUGCACGGAUUCUGAAAGGUUCCCUGUUACUCCUCUGGAGUGUGAACAUCGCUGAUCUCGCUAGUUAAUAGAUAAUAGGAGGAGCUUCUAAGUUCUCGUCACACUCUGUAAAUAAGAUAAAAACAUGAGCUCCAUGUUCCUUCUUUGUUUAGUUCAUUCCUCAUUACUGUUCUUUCCUCUUGUGUCUCAGCUCUCAUCCUCUCAUGUGUAAUAAGAAACCACUGAUUAGUUUUCUAUAUAAACCCUUUUAAGCUUAUCUUUACCUUCUA